Molecule: messenger RNA, 2190 nt
Organism: Penicillium verhagenii
Lineage: Eukaryota; Fungi; Ascomycota; Eurotiomycetes; Eurotiales; Aspergillaceae
Product: VPS9 domain-containing protein
Exons: 2
Coding region: 1-2190 (729 amino acids)
Biological process (GO): vesicle-mediated transport
Cellular component (GO): cytosol; endocytic vesicle
Molecular function (GO): small GTPase binding; guanyl-nucleotide exchange factor activity
Source: RefSeq, a predicted model, not a curated record
AUGCCUGGCCCUUCCGACGAUGGCUUUGAUAAUUUUUUGUAUUCCACCCGGUCCUUCUCCAGAAUGGAAAUCUCAGACACCCCCCCUUCGGCCUCGAAGGCAACACCCGAUCGAGACACCACUGCCCAACUUUUGUCCUUAACCGUCAAUAAAGAGGGCCAGCAGAACGGAUCUGAUGUGUUCGAAAGACGAGGCUCCGCCGAUUCUGCUGGGGCAGAUGCCCAGGCUGACGAGGGUUUUGUGCUUUCACGAAGCGUGCAGGACCCAUCGGAGGAGCUUCCCAUCGAGCUGAUCAGCUUGACAGAUCGCUUCAUCAACUCGCUGAGCGCAAAAGUACACAACUCUCCUCCUACAAUCGAUAAAAUUUCCUCUCUUUUCCAGGUUUUCUAUGAUCGUGCCGAAUCCCACAUUGCUACACACAUAUCCGCGCUUGCAUCUCGUAUCAAUAGAGAUCCAGCUCCGCAGGCUUCAGUACCCCGCACCAGUCCGUUUUCGAAACUAGGCAACAAAAAGUCACAAGAUGAUGUUCGGCAAGUUGCUGCUGGCCGGCAAAUGUUGACGGCGUCAGAGGUUGCAGACAGGCGGAGGGCGCGUAAGGCUCUGGAAUACAAACGGACGGUGAUGGAAGAGGCCGCAGAACGAAGAGUUUGUGAGCUGGUUUAUGAUAAGAUCUGGAGGCAUAAAACCACUUUGGAUGAUGUUCGGGAUGAGAAAUUACGCUCCAAGACUGCCGCAUUGUUGCUGGUAGGGAUCAAUCUGAAAGAUCUAGGAAUCGACAUCGACUUAUCGGCAGUCGAAGAGACGAAGCAGCAGGAGGCCAAUGAUUAUUUGGCUCUGGCCCGAAACUUUCUGGAAAAAAUGAAUGAGUACAAAUAUCCUCUUGGCAAGCUCCAACAACUAGCAGCCGCCCAUAAAGCUAUUGUGGACGCAUUGACCAAACUUUUGCCUUCGUCAUCAUCAGCAGAUGAGAUUCUACCUACACUGAUCUAUUCACUCAUCACCUGUCCGGCUGAUGGUAUUAACGUCAUCAGCAACCUUCUUUUCAUUCAAAGAUUCAGAUCAUCGAACAAGAUUGAUGGCGAGACGGCAUAUUGCUUGACAAAUCUCGAGGCGGCCAUUAGCUUUCUGGAGAAUGUCGAGCUUUCCAGCCUACGCGCAGAUGAGCUCCAGGAGGGGCCUCUCCAGACCCCGAGUGAAACAGCAACUCCAUCCUCGGAGCGAACCGAUCCUUUCAAACCAGCUAAAGAGACUACCACAUCGUCAAUCACGAAUGUAUCUGCUUCACCUGAGAUAACUAAACCGGAAGCCAAGGAACCGGUGUCAGCUAUGUUGGCUCGACCCCGCCCCUCUCCAACGCCCCAGCAACGACGUCUCAGCAACCUGUUUCAACCACCGGCAAAGGUACUAGAAGCAGCUAAUGAUGCAGUCCGCACCACGGCGGACCAGAGCCUCAAAAACAUUGGUGCCUCGCUCGACAAUUCCUUCAACUUCCUUUUCGGUCGUCUCAAAGAAUUACAGACACAGGGUCCCAAUUCAAAUGGACCUGUACUACCAAAAACCUUGGCCGAAGCUCGUCGGCUAGUCGCUCAGCCCCUGGUCAACAAGCCUAUCAUCAUUCAAGAGGAUCUAGUGUCCAUCAAUUCCAUUCCAUCUGAAGAUGGCACACAAGUUACCAGCAUCUCAAGGGCAACCGGUGUGACCAGCGGUAGUCGCACACCCCGCGACCGAAGUACUGACAGUGCAAGAACACAAAACAGUAGCAAAAAAUCAGUAGCCCCAUCUCAGCGAGAUGAGCCCCUCCAAAGUCCAUCUUUGAGCGCCCCUCAAACCCCAUUGGAGUCGAUGCGAAAUUUUGGGAACUCCCUCAACCCACUCAAUCACAUUCCCGGCAUGAUUAAGAACUUCGGCCGCAAUGCCCCGGGUCAGGAUGUCCGUGGUGGGCUGGACACACCGAAUUUAAGACCCCUUUCCCCUGCAGCGAUGGAUCGCCUCAGAAUCUCGCCUAUAUCAACAGAAACCACAAGUGUGAUCGUGAGCCCACAACCUACACAGAAGAUCGAUCCUCCCAUCCAAAAGUUCAUCGAUACGCAGGAUGCCCGAGAUUUACGGCUUGGAGAUGUGGCUGCUCUGCUUGAAGAUUACAAGCGACUCGCGGCGGCCUUUCACAAUUCUGGAGCUGAAUCUCAAUGA